Clonostachys rhizophaga is the source of this 1314-nucleotide messenger RNA. NCBI's taxonomy places the organism in Eukaryota, Fungi, Ascomycota, Sordariomycetes, Hypocreales, Bionectriaceae. The record is from the annotation of a GenBank genome assembly.
AUGAUGGCAACGGGAAAUACGCGCCUUGUGCGCUACAUUGCCAUGACGGCAUUUGCACUUUUCGUCUUCUAUUUUGUCUCCCGCUCCAACAUGUACACCCCAAUCCCUGGGGCUGGGCAAAUCGUCAAGCCAGCAGUGCAACCCGAGACGCCGUCGACUCCCAAGAACCCGAACCCCCAGGUUCCUUUGCAGCCGGCGCCCGGGUCUCCCGCUGACCCUCCUAUCAAGAACCCUCCUAAGCAGCCGACUGUCAAUACUGGAAAGGGCGACGACAUGUCCUUUGCGAGGACUCCUAGCUCACCAGGCUGGGAUGACCUCGUGAAUAUCAACGCCGGCCCUCGAAUGAAUGCCACUUUCGUCACUCUGGCCCGAAACACGGAUGUCUGGGAUAUUGCCGAUUCCAUCAGACAGGUCGAGGAUCGCUUCAACCGCCGCUUCAACUACGACUGGGUGUUCCUCAAUGACCAGCCUUUCGACGAGACCUUCAAGAAGGUUACCACGUCGCUGGUAUCUGGUACAACCCACUAUGGUUUGAUUCCCGUCGAGCACUGGUCUUUCCCCGACUGGAUUGACCAAGAAAAGGCAAAGAAGGUCCGUGAGGAUAUGAAGGAGCGAAAGAUCAUCUACGGUGACUCUGUCAGCUACCGCCACAUGUGCCGCUUCGAAUCCGGAUUCUUCUUCCGCCACGAGUUGAUGCUCAACUACGAGUGGUACUGGCGUGUCGAGCCCUCCGUCAAGCUUUUCUGCGACGUCCAUUAUGAUCCUUUCCGUGUCAUGGCCGAGGAGAAGAAGAAGUACAGCUUUGUUCUGAGUCUCUACGAGUACCAUGAGACUAUUCCCACCCUCUGGGAGAGCACAAAGAAGUUUAUGAAGAACCAUCCCGAGCAUAUCGCCAAGGACAACUCGAUGGCCUUCCUCAGUGACGAUAAGGGUGAAAACUACAAUCGAUGCCACUUCUGGUCCAAUUUUGAAGUCGGAAACUUGGAGUGGUUGCGAAGCAAGGCGUACAUCGAUUUCUUCGAAUCACUGGACCAGGAUGGUGGUUUCUUCUACGAGCGUUGGGGUGAUGCACCUGUACACUCUAUUGCAGCUGGUCUGCUUCUUGACAAGUCUGAGAUUAAGUUCUUCAACGAUAUUGGGUACUGGCAUGUGCCCUUCACUCACUGCCCCACUGGUGAGCAGACGCGCCUGGAUCUUCGAUGCCACUGCAACCCCAAGGACAACUUUGACUGGAAGGGUUAUUCUUGCACCUCUCGAUUCUAUGAGCUCAAUGGUCUGGAGAAGCCACUGGGCUGGGAGAACGAAAAGGACUAG